Molecule: messenger RNA, 1341 nt
Organism: Sinocyclocheilus rhinocerous
Lineage: Eukaryota; Metazoa; Chordata; Actinopteri; Cypriniformes; Cyprinidae
Product: neuronal pentraxin receptor-like
Exons: 5
Coding region: 1-1341 (446 amino acids)
Source: RefSeq, a predicted model, not a curated record
AUGGUGGCGUUUAUCGGAGCGGUUAUAUGCAUCAUCGCCGCGGUUCACAGCGGAUCUCCACCGGCAUCCGCGGCCGCACCGAGCAGGACCGCUGGACGCUCUUCACGCGCGCAGCAGGUCACUUACAGCAGACUCAUCUGCACCCCCGUCCCCGCCGGUGAGUGCAACCCGAAAAACUUGCAGCAACAAGCGGACGACCAGUCGUUAUACGCGGGAGAGGACUGGGGGCACCUCCGCACCACCGCCGAGGAGCUCCGGCAGACCGUCCUACAGCAGAAGGAUGAGAUCCUCACGGAUCAGAGAACCAUACGGGCCCUAACGGGAAAGCUUUCGGAAUGCGAGAGUGGCUUGAAGGGACGGAAGGUCCCGGAACGGAGCGCGGGACUUGGGGAUGCGCGAAAAGAGAAUAAGGAGCAAGUCAUGAUGCGGGACGACGCGGGGUCCUCGAUGCGGACCACUCAUGUGAUGGAGGAGCUGGUGCAUGCCAUAACUCAGAUGAAAGACCGCAUUGAGAAACUGGAGUCGCUGCACACAGGACCGCUGGACGCUCUUCACGGUACUGAUGCGACCAGUAGGGAACGAGGAGGACCGGAGGCGCCAACCUUCUACGGUUUAACGGGACUAGGGACCGGAGGCAGCGCGCAGCAGGUCACUUACAGCAGACUCAUCUGCACCCCCGUCCCCGCCGGUGAGUGCAACCCGAAAAACUUGCAGCAACAAGCGGACGACCAGUCGUUAUACGCGGGAGAGGACUGGGGGCACCUCCGCACCACCGCCGAGGAGCUCCGGCAGACCGUCCUACAGCAGAAGGAUGAGAUCCUCACGGAUCAGAGAACCAUACGGGCCCUAACGGGAAAGCUUUCGGAAUGCGAGAGUGGCUUGAAGGGACGGAAGGUCCCGGAACGGAGCGCGGGACUUGGGGAUGCGCGAAAAGAGAAUAAGGAGCAAGUCAUGAUGCGGGACGACGCGGGGUCCUCGAUGCGGACCACUCAUGUGAUGGAGGAGCUGGUGCAUGCCAUAACUCAGAUGAAAGACCGCAUUGAGAAACUGGAGUCUGAAAUGGCACCACCAGCGUUCAAUCACACAGACACAAGCUCACAGAAAGCAGCAGGUGCUACUCGUAUGCCAAUGGCAGCUGCACAGAGAAGAGUGGAGGAUCUGGAAGGAGAACUGAAGAGAAAGAUAAAACUGCUGGAGGAGGAGAGGAAAGCACUGCGGAAAGAGACACAGAAACAUCAAGAGCAUAUUGAGUACGGGCUGGACACUGUACACCAGCGGAUAAGCAGCCUGGAGAAAGGUGAGGCAGAGGUCGGAUUUACUGCUGGAAGAAAUAUUGAUUAA